ACUACGGAGUGUUAUCUUCUGGCUGUAAUGGCACAUGAUCGGUAUGUUGCCAUCUGUAACCCACUGCGCUACACAGUCCUCAUGUCCAGAAAGGUCUGYRUUAUUAUGUUGUCUGGGUCAUAUGUGGCUGGAUUUUUAAAUUCACUGAUACUCACAGGAUCUGCACUGAGAAUGACCUUCUGUGGUCCCAACRUCAUUGAUCAUUUCUUCUGCGAUGGGCCCCCACUGAUAAAACUGUCCUGCACUGACACUCACCUCAAUCUAGUGCUGGUGUUUGUUUUUGCAGGGUUCAAUGAGGUCACCACUACYUCAGUYGUCCUYGUCUCCUACUGCUGUAUCCUAUCCACUAUUCUGAGGAUACAUUCUGCARAGAGCAGGAGCAAAGMCUUYARUACSUGUGCCUCCCACCUGACAGUUGUCASCAUCUUCUAUGGGUCUCUUAUUUUCAUGUACCUGCGACCCAGCUCCAGCUACAGUUUGGGCAGGGACAAAAUCAUUUCUGUUUUUUAUGUGGUGGUGACUCCRAUGCUGAACCCUCUCAUCUACAGUCUGAGGAACAAGGAGGUGAAGGAUGCGCUGAAGAGAGCAAAGGAGAGAAGAAUUGCUUCACAGCAAAAGGACUAA
Nothoprocta perdicaria is the source of this 624-nucleotide messenger RNA. Its product is annotated as olfactory receptor 1020-like. The annotation marks the transcript as partial. The transcript has a single exon. Gene Ontology annotation, molecular function: olfactory receptor activity; odorant binding. Gene Ontology annotation, biological process: G protein-coupled receptor signaling pathway; sensory perception of smell. The record is from RefSeq and is a predicted model, not a curated record. Gene Ontology annotation, cellular component: membrane. NCBI's taxonomy places the organism in Eukaryota, Metazoa, Chordata, Aves, Tinamiformes, Tinamidae.